CGCCAACAUCAGAUCGUUGCUUCCAGCUACUGGUGGUCCAGUAAACUGGAGUGAAGGAAUAACGGCAUCUGACGUGUCUGUUUUCGAAAGGAAAUCGCAAUAUAUUUGUCUUAUACGUGAUUUUGUGCUUUUCUGCGCAGGGCUUGUCAAAACCUGAUUACUUUAAACAAUUCUGACUUAAACCUGGAAAAGCAUCAAGCUAGCAUAACAGGGUUUGGAAGGCAAGCUAACGCUAGCUAGCCGUAGUUAGCCACCAGCAGCCUUCAUCAAGGAGGAAAAUGUGUUUUUGUUCAAGCGGCAAUGCAGAGAUUGGAAUCGGAAAGUCAUAUUAGGUAGUUCUCUUCAAAACGAGUGGAGCCGACUGGAGAUGAGCUAAAUUUAUGUUUGGAUACACAACUGUGCCGCACACAAGACAACUGCAGAGGAGAUGAGUCAGCUUUGGCGGGACAUACCCCUGUCAAAAAGGCUGGUUAAUGAUUCUCCAGCAGGCCUUGCACCCAGGGGCCGUGCCACCAUGGCCCCCCAGGGGUCCAACUCCUCCUGGAUGCCAGAAGCCCCCUUGGUGACACCGGAUCAGCCUAUUUUCCUCAUGACCUCUACUGCCCAAACCAUAUCAGGGUUUUUUGUUUGGACAGCGCUGCUCAUCACAUGUCACCAGAUCUACAUGCACCUACGUUACUACAGCUCUCCAAAUGAACAGCGGCACAUAGUGAGGAUUCUCUUCAUAGUCCCCAUCUACGCCUUUGACUCCUGGCUCAGCCUUCUCUUCUUCACCAAUGAGGAGUACUACGUGUACUUUGACACAGUUCGAGACUGUUAUGAAGCCUUCGUCAUCUACAACUUCCUCAGCCUGUGUUAUGAAUAUCUGGGAGGCGAGAGCGCCAUCAUGGCUGAAAUCAGGGGCAAACCCAUCGAGUCAAGCUGUAUGUACGGGACAUGUUGUCUGUGGGGUAGGACCUACUCCAUUGGCUUCCUCAGGUUCUGCAAACAGGCCACUCUGCAGUUCUGUGUGGUCAAACCACUGAUGGCAGUGAUCACUGUCAUUCUUCAAGCCUUUGGGAAAUACAAAGAUGGAGAUUUCAAUGUUGCCAGUGGCUACUUGUACGUGACCAUCAUCUACAACAUCUCAGUCAGCCUGUCGCUCUACGCCCUUUUCUUGUUCUACUUUGCCACAAGAGAGCUCCUUGUCCCCUACAGUCCCGUGCUGAAGUUCUUCAUGGUCAAGUCUGUCAUCUUCUUGUCGUUCUGGCAGGGAAUGCUGUUGGCCAUCCUAGAGAUGUGCGGUGCCAUUCCGCAGAUAAACUCUGCUGACAUUUCUGUGGGCGAGGGAACCGUUGCUGCUGGUUACCAGAACUUCAUUAUCUGCAUCGAGAUGUUCUUUGCUGCUGUGGCUCUACGCCACGCCUUCACCUACAAGGUCUACAUGGACAAAAGAUUGGAUUCAUAUGGCUCAUUUCCAAUCUAUGGACAGUACGGCCGCUGUGCACCAAUGAAAAGCAUCUCCAGCAGCCUGAAGGAGACCAUGAAUCCAGGCGACAUGGUACAGGACGCCAUCCAUAACUUCUCCCCAGCUUACCAGCAGUACACCCAGCAGUCCACCCUGGAGAGAGGUGGGGGGCCACCUCUCUCCCGAAGCCACAGUAACCUCAGUACCAGGGGAGACAACGAGAAGACCCUGCUGCUCAGCUCUGACGAUGAGUUCUGAAACGUGAACACAUCCUCAGAGCUUCCUUUUAUUCUUGUAGUCCUGAUUGGAUCAGCCAUGGCAGACAAAUCAGACGCUGACGUUGUUUAGCUAAGAUUCUUAUCUGACUUAUGUGAUGAUGAGAGCAAGAAGAGGAUUGGGACGUUUCAAAUAUACAGCAGCUCACAAAAGUGAGUACACCCCUCACAUUUCAGCAGCCAUUUUUAUUACAGUGUAUCACCUCAAGGGAUAAUACUACAAAAAUGAAAUAUAUUUCAGAGUAGUCAGUGUAUAGCUUGUAUAGCAAUAUACUGUAGAUUUCCUAUCCAUUAUUGUCUAAGUAGCUGGCAACACAAGUGAGUACCAAUAUAUUAAGUAGGUGGUAGUGUCUGGGGCUGCACGAGUGCUCCCUGUCACUGGGGAGCUGCGGUUCAUUGAGGUCACUGUGGGGCAUGCUCAUGUUAUUAUCCGCUAUUAGGAGUGUCCCUGAUACUGACAAAACAAAAAAAUCAAACGAGUAUCGGAUUAUAUCGGCCUGCGUCCAUUCCAGGCUCCGCUCCAGCACUUCUAUCCAGCAGCGUCCGGACAGAGCCCACGUGAUUAGUGUGCUAAAGUGCUAACAAUAGCAAGGAGUGAUGUCUUGAUUAUUGUUCUUUGUGUAAUAUCACUUAAUCACGCCUUUUCUAGCAUUCUACACCCCAAAAUAGGUAAUAAAGGUAUAUAUGAUUUGAGCUGAAAUCAGUAUCCACCGAUACUCCAGGCUGCAAUGUUGGUAUCGUAGCGGAACUGAAAAAGGUGUAUCAGGACAGCCCUACCAGCUGUUUAGACAAUAUAUUUCAGGACAGUAAAUCAUACAGUCUGUUGACUAAGUAUAUCCUGGUUCUCUUACUUUGGUAUUGUAGCUUGAGAAGAUGUAAUAAAAUAGCUGCUAGAUUGUGAGGGGUGUAAUCACUCUUGAGAGGUAGCGUAGUUCAGGAAAGUGUUGAGAUGUUUAUAUAAUUCAUUUAUUAGGCGGUAAAAUUGGGACUUGUAUUAACGUCAUAGAGGCCUGUCCGUAUUCACAUAUUGUGUCACGUAUAGCUCCGCAAUGCUGCACUUUAACUCCCCGAGAUAAAGCUAGAUGACUGAUAAGUAUACAUAGAGCUGGAGCUGAGCUCGAGUGCCAUCUUCUGACUUUUGGUGGCUUUUCUUCAUCUUUUAUUUGUUGAUUCUUGAUUUGAACCUGUGCCGAAAACCUUGCCAAAUAGCUCAGAGCAGAGACCUGACAGAUUGCUAUUCAAGUGAGUCGUGGCUUUAUUUUAGUACAAAAUGUAUGGGAAUUGUUGUUGACUAUUUCAAUUAGUUGGGAACGCUGUUAUUCCAGAAAUGUUGAGGGUGUUCUUGCCAUGUUUUGUAGUUGCUUUAUAUGCAAUAUCCAGAGUAAUAAUAGCGUGACUCAAUCUGGUGGCCUGCUAAUGUUUGCAAACUGCCGAGGGAACUGAUUUCGGAGAGAUUUUAGUGUGCCAGUAAGAUUGAUAGAAGGACAACGCCCACACAGCUUACUGAAGCUGCACCGCUGCCCAGCUGUGGUGCGCUCUGGACUGUAAUCCCACAAUUAAGGUCAUUGCAUGCAACACAGAUCAAGCCAGCCUUAGCCCCCGCUUGCGAAGGUAGCGCUGCUAUAGUUGCAAAAAGUCUGGAGGUGGGUUCAGACAGACACAUGAGGUUAUGCAAAGACAUGCCAGAGAGUAAAGAUGACUGGAAAAAAAACAUUUUUGUUAACAAGAUGAUGUUCAAUUUGUGUUUUAGCAGCAGCCAGUGUAGAUGUUGCUUGUGAUUGUAAUCUUACAUGUGUGAUGGCGGAAACACUGCAGUAUUCGCACCCAACGUUGCCUCUAAAUGAGCGUUAUGUGUUGUGGGGAAUGCAAGCUGUUUGGUAAAUUGUGAAGUACAGUCGAUGUACAGCGAGUAUUGAAUGUAGACCAAAAAAAAAGAUACAAAAUGAUGAAGUGCAUACAAAUUCAAAACUAAUCUGGAGUCCAUGGGUGCAAAUGUUUAUUCCGGUUGUGACCACAAAUCCAAAAACAUUUUCCAACCACCUCGUGCCCAUAAAUUAUGAAUACGUCAUUUGUUAUCCAUCUUUUUAUAGCAUCUUAGUGCUCUUUAAUCAUCUUUUAAAAACUUAAGAAGUGGAAUUCAGGUAGAAUUGGAUAUUUAAAAAAGCAGGACACAUUCCAGAAGGAAGAGAUUGUUGUAAAUACAGUUUAAGCACUGAAAAAUAUUCAAAAUGACGACUAAAAAUGGAAUUGCUGCAUAUCGUGCUUUGUUUUAAUAUUUUCAUUUUUAUAUAUCCCUGCUGUUGUAUACAUUUUUAUCUGCAUAUAUUUAUGCACUUGGGUUUUUGUUAGUGUUGAAAACGAAAUAAAAGUCGAUGGACUAAAGGAGCAGUAUGUUUUCCAUGUAUCUUGACACCAUCACAGCUCUGUGUAAACUGUACACUGUGAAGACCUCGAGGGAAAAAAUGUAAAUCAAACAAUAACAAAUUAACUGCUGCACCUUGAGAGGAUAUCUUGAGAAAUGCAGGUUACAACCACCACAGUGCUGUGCAGUGUUAUAAACAGAGACAGUAUACGACAG
Molecule: messenger RNA, 4300 nt
Organism: Dunckerocampus dactyliophorus (ringed pipefish)
Lineage: Eukaryota; Metazoa; Chordata; Actinopteri; Syngnathiformes; Syngnathidae
Product: transmembrane protein 184B-like
Exons: 10
Coding region: 428-1705 (425 amino acids)
Biological process (GO): transport
Molecular function (GO): transporter activity
Source: RefSeq, a predicted model, not a curated record